This is a messenger RNA of Mangifera indica (mango), 1857 nucleotides long. RefSeq lists its product as uncharacterized. Lineage: Eukaryota; Viridiplantae; Streptophyta; Magnoliopsida; Sapindales; Anacardiaceae. The record is from RefSeq and is a predicted model, not a curated record. Gene Ontology annotation, molecular function: zinc ion binding. The transcript has 3 exons. The coding region runs from base 66 to 809 and encodes 247 amino acids.
UUUUCCUUUCCGUUUUGCGUUUUGCAUGUCUGCUCAUCUCUUUUACAAUUUCUUUGUGCAGAAAUAUGGGUCAUCUAAUAUAUUUGCUUGGAUACGGUGGACAUUGGGUUAACCGAGGUGAUAAUAGUUUGAAAUAUGUUGGUGGAGUUCAAACAUUUGUAUCAGUUAGUAAAAAAAUAAAGUUUGAUGGAUUUGUUGAAGCAGUAUGCUCUCGUUUAGCCAUUAAUCAAAGUUGCAAUAGUGUAAAAAUUUACAUGCAAAAUCUGACCACUUACAGUGAUUUACCAUAUUUGUUGAAGGAUGAUUUUGAUAUACGGAUUAUGAUGAGAUUAUCAAAGACACAUAAAAGGGAUCCGUUAUUUCUUACAGUGUUUACAAGGCCUACAGAAGGUAUAACUAAUAUGCAACAACAGCGAACUGAACCUAUGGAUGAUGCAAUAAACUCUGUGGAUAAUAUAUAUUCUGAGACACAGCCAGAGGGUAUGCCUGAGGGUGAUGGGGUUGAGGUUAUGAUACAUGAUGAAAUAAGAAGGCAGCAACGCCCUUUACGGGGUACAACAGAUAGAUGUGAUGAGAUGGAUACUAUUCUGAGAGAAAAUUUUCAACCAGAUGAGGAAGAAUAUGGUGGUUAUACUGAUUGGGAUAAUAGGGGUGAUGAUUUCAGGGAUAAUGGAAGUGAUAAUGAUAAUGGUGGUGAUGAGGAAUAUGGUGAUGCCGAUGAUGAUAAUGAUGAAAACAUCAUGCUAUCAUUCACUCCGUGCGAGAAGUAUUCCCAAAUGCACACCACGGUUGGUGUAACCACCAUAUAAAAGGUAAUAUGCGAAGCAAGUAUAAACAGACAAAGCAUAUAGAUGGGUUGUUUUGGCGAGCAGCGAAAGCUUAUCGAUUACCAGAUUUUGAGGGUGCAAUGCGAAUGAUUAAUGAAGAAAAUCCUUCAGCAGGUGCAUAUUUACAGGGUAUAGACUAUGGACGUUGGGCCCGUGCUUAUUUCCCAGGUAUUCGAUAUAAUAUAAUGACAACAAAUAUUGCUGAGUCGUUUAAUGCCUUAGCACGACACGCACGAAAAUUACCGGUUAUGAUGCUACUUGAGUUUUUGCGUUCUACCAUUCAGAAAUGGUUUUACUCUCGGCGCACUAUGUCAGAGGCUUCUACUAAUAAACUCACUCCGUGGGCUGAGGAGAAAAUAGCAGGUCAUAUCCUAAAAUCAGCUAACAUGGUUGUCAAACCAAUAAGUAUGCACCGAUAUGAAGUCCACGGUGUGGCCCAAUCGAUCGCUAUAGUGGAUCUAUGUGCGCAGGAGUGUAGCUGUAAGAAAUUUCAAUUGUCACAUAUUCCGUGUACACACGUUGUAGCCGUGGCUAGGUUUCAGAAUCUUUCGGAUUGUUAUCAAUGGGUUAGUAAAUACUAUUCAACCGAAUAUUGGCAAGCAGUAUAUCGAGAGAGUGUUGAACCACUAGGAGAUCCUUCUGAAUGGUUACGUCCGGAGAAUCUUCCCGAGAUCCAGCCACCUCUAAUACAGAAUCGUCGUUCAGGCCGACCGUCAGAACAAAGAAGGAGACCAUCGCAGGGGGAGGAAGUACGUCAACCUGUUUGUAGUCGGUGUCGCGAGCGUGGGCAUACUAGACUUACUUGUGCGAACCCUUUAUAAUUGCGUACAUCCAGAUGUUUAGGAUGUGCAAUUUGAGGAAACUGGGCACUACAGCGCAAUUUGAGGAUAAUGGGAACUAAGGGAAAUUAUUUUUUCUGUUUGGAUGUAUCAAUAGAUUUGUUUUUAUUUUGUAUUGUUGUGUAAUGAUAUUUUUUGCAACAUUUACUUUGUUUGUAUCCAAGGGAAGAUAUACUAGGUGUUUUUGAAAA